This is a messenger RNA of Drosophila obscura, 6405 nucleotides long. RefSeq names its product cadherin-99C (gene Cad99C). The record is from RefSeq and is a predicted model, not a curated record. The coding region runs from base 926 to 6094 and encodes 1722 amino acids. Gene Ontology annotation, biological process: homophilic cell-cell adhesion. Gene Ontology annotation, molecular function: calcium ion binding. The transcript has 11 exons. Gene Ontology annotation, cellular component: plasma membrane. Lineage: Eukaryota; Metazoa; Arthropoda; Insecta; Diptera; Drosophilidae.
CAUACCUGUGGCAUCUACUGCACCGUUCUCACGUGUCGUUCGCAUUGUGACCACCUGUACAGUGUACACACAUAUCUAUGUAGAUAGCUACACGUCUUUUAGGUGGCUCCCGCGAUACCGGUUUUGCGCUGGUAUGAAUAUGCCCAAGAGCUAAUUUUAUAAAAGUUAUCUCCUAAGAAGUUUUUAAAGUUCAGACACUCAGUGGACGGACUUUCGUGAUAUACUCAGCAUCAGCACCAUUUAAAUACAAAUAAUGCUGGCGAUACUGAAAAUCGGUAUUAGUGGUGCUCAUGAAUAAAUACAAAAUAUCUUUCGAUAUUCGUAAUACACAAGUUAAAGAAUAUUUUAGGCUGAUGAGUCUAUAAGAAAUGACAGUGCAGUGUAUUUGCGAUGGAAAUGGGCCUAAGCCUAAACUGUUUUCUUGUGAGUCCGGCAAAUGAGGUCACGUAUGUAAAGAUUUUUUAAAGAAAACGUCAGCCUGUCCGUCGUCAACUUGUCACACUACUUUUACCACAUGCUACAGUGAUCUCCCACACAUAUUUGUGAGCGCAGCCGCAGCCGCUGCCGCAGCGUUGUUUGCUUUUCGCGGGAUUUCAAACUAGUAUGAGUGCAAUUCAUAUUAUACAUACACACAACCAGAUCAUCUCAAAAUGUCAAAAUCCAUAGCUCCAUAAUUUUGGAAUGCUGAAAAAUAUUUCUUUAAACGUGCCGUGCCUGUGUUCUACUGUGUUUGUGUGUUCAUAAUAGUCGGACUGUACGUGAUUUUAACACUUCCGAAAUGUAAUAGAAACAAUCAAAAAUUGGUUCCCUUCAUCGUGUGCUCAACAUUUCUUGUUUUAACAAAUGGUUCUUGGAUACACUCAGCUCAACGGCCUUACACCAAACAUUGAAAAACAGCACUCAACAUCUUGAGAGUAAAUGAAAAAUGUCUUCUAACAACAUAUCAGCAAUGCAAGGACUUGGAUUCUUGGGACUUUUGAUUCUGCUGUCCUCAGCUGUUUUGGGAAAAUCCCAAAUGUGCGAGGUGGAAACUGGCCAAACGAAUAUAAUUCUGGAUAUUGAAGAAAGCCGCGAAGCAUUUAUUGGGCAGCAAACGACUCCCACUGAGCUUCCCAUCUUUGGCGACCCGGAGACGGAAAUAGAUCUCGAUCUAGUUUUUCCAAAGGGACAGCCAACAUUUCAAUUGAUCGGAAAACGACUGCAGUUGCUGGAGCCCCUUGACCGGGAUGAAGAAAAUCUCAGCCACAUUGUAUUCCAGGUGUCCUGCACCGUUCGAUCCUCUAAUAAGAAGCGCAACAUUCCCAUUAUUGUGCGCGUGUCGGAUAUCAAUGACAAUGCGCCCCGUUUCAUGAACACGCCCUAUGAGGUCACCGUACCCGAGAGCACACCGGUGGGAACUACGAUAUUUCGAAACAUACAAGCACUCGAUAAAGAUGCAGGAGUAAAUGGGCUUGUGGAAUAUUUUAUUGCCGAAACGAGUAUUAAUGCAACCGAAGAUGAGAAGCUCACUAGCGCUGAUGGGUAUGGCACCUUUGCCAUAUCCUUUCCACACCAGGGACAGGUUACUGUUUCAAGGAUUUUGGACUAUGAGAAGGUUCAGCGCUACUUUGUGACCAUCGUAGCUUCGGACCGGGCUCGCAACACCGAACAUCGACUUUCUUCGACCACUACUUUAACUGUCAAUAUAGCCGACUCGGACGAUUUAGAUCCAUCUUUUAUAUACCGGGGCUGCGUGUUGCUCGAGGGCGCCUGCAUAAACCCAGAGUACACGGCCUCUGUGCCGGCAGGCUCGUUGCUGGGGGUUCUCAAUGUGCUGCCUGAGAGAAUACAGGCGGUGGAUCUGGACACGAUAAACUCGCGCAUACGCUACAGCUUUGCCAGCGGAAUGCCUGGAAACUAUGAAGAUUACUUUGAGAUCGACGAGGAAACGGGAGUGCUGAAGCAAACAAAAGCCAUUGACACGUCCACCGCCAAAAGAUAUGACAUCAUCGUGCGCGCAGAAGAGAUUUCACCUGCACCUCGACGUUUUACCACGGCCAAGCUGGCGAUUUCUGUUAAACCAGUCGAUGCCAACCCCCCAGCCAUAUCCUCCUCUGCCACCGAGGGCUACGUUGACGAGAACUCACCCAUAGGCACCCGGGUUUUGGAUGCAAGCGGCAAUCCCAUAACCUUCAGUACCACAGAUGCAGACUUGGGCGAGGGCGAUCCAAAGCCCGAGUAUAUAUAUGAACUGACCACGCCUUCAUUUAAUGUGACCAGCGGAGGCGUUCUGGUAGUGAACGAAGAAAACCUCGAUCGGGAUCCGCCUGCCCCCGGCCGGUUUAAAUUUCAGGUUGUCGCCCGGGAGCCACGAACAAACGCUGCCAGCGCUCCAUUGAGCCUCACCGUGCAUCUGCGCGACAUUAACGACAAUGCACCCAAGCUGGCAAUGGUCUCGCCGAUUUCGAUCACUGCCGGGGAUCAGAGCGAAAGUCGCCUGGUCACACAAGUGACAGCCACCGAUAACGACAUUGGGCCCAAUGCCGUAGUCGCCUACUCCAUUUACCACGUGUCCAACAAUGGUAUUCAAAGGUUCACGAUUGACGAGCAAACCGGGGAGAUCAGAGCCCACGGCCGCCUGCUCGCUGGGGAACAAUACAGCAUAACUGUGCAGGCUACAGACGUAGGAGGGCUGUCCUCGCAGGCCAUUGUGGAGGUGAGUGUGACACCGGGGCCCAACACGAAGCCGCCCCGCUUCCAAAAGCCCAUCUACGAGGUGCAGGUUAGCGAGGGUGCGGAAAUCAACUCCACGGUCACCGUAGUGCAUGCAGACGAUCCGGAGAACGAUGCAGUUGUCUACUCAAUCAUAUCCGGCAAUGAUCUUCGCCAGUUUGCUGUGGGCCAAGAGACUGGGGUCAUUAUCGUGAUACGCAAGUUGGAUCGCGAGAGCUUAACGCGCUACCAACUGAUCAUGAGGGCCGAGGACAGUGGUGGCCUCUCGAGCACCGCUACAGUGAACAUUAAGGUCACUGAUAUUAAUGAUAAGAAUCCAGAGUUCGAUGUGUCCACCCUGCCCUACGUCUUCCAAGUGGAUGAAGGCACAUCCAAUGCUUUCGUGGGCGUGGUGCACGCCACUGACGCCGACGAAGGUAUCAACGCAGAGAUUACCUAUUCCAUACCCACAGACGUGCCAUUUACCAUAAACGGCACUUCCGGAGAACUGCGAACUGCGUCUCAGCUGGACUAUGAACGCUUGAAUGAGUACAAGUUCGUGGUGACUGCAAAGGAUGGGGCUCCCGACGCUCGCCUGGGCACGGCCAGCGUGACCGUGUUGGUGCACGACAUUCCCGACGAAGUGCCAAAGUUCAGCGAUGCUCGCAUCGACGUGCAUAUACCAGAGAACGAGGUGAAUUUCCUGGUGGCCACGGUGCAGGCCUUUGAUCCAGAUACGACUUCGGAAAUCACCUACGUGCUCCGCAAGGGGGAUGCGGAACUAUUCAAGGUAUCUGCGACCACCGGAGAGGUGCACACAGUCAAGGGGUUGGACUACGAGAACCAGCGACAGCACCAGCUGACAAUCGGAACCAUUGAAAACGACGGUGAUGGGCCUGGAGACACACUCCAGCUGGUGGUGAAUGUUGAGGAUCGGAACGAUCUGCCGCCGAGAUUCAUAACUGCGCCUGAUCCAGUGACUGUGAACGAUGACCAAGCCAUAGGCACCAUUAUAGCCACUCUGCCGGCCAUUGAUGGCGAUGGCACCUCCCCUGGAAACGUGGUCCGCUACGAGAUAGUCGGACGGGGAAAAGCACCCAAAUACUUUCAAGUUGAUCCAGACACGGGAGCGGUGCGUAUCCGCGAUGAGUUGCGCAAAGAAGUCGACACAGAGUACCACGUGGACAUUCGCGCCUAUGACAUGGGCGAGCCCCAGCUGAGCUCGGUGGCUCCUCUUCGCGUGGAUGUGCGACACCUUGCCCUGUCCCAGAACAACGAAAUGAGCAUGGAAACUAAGCUGCAGAGCGGGAUGAUUCUGAGCACUGAAAACAUAGGCCUGGGCUUCAGCGACGACAGCUACACAACCAGCGUACCAGAGUCCACGGAAGUGAACAGUACCCUGAAGAUUGUGCAGAUCAUUAAUUCGAAACAAUCGGCCAACGGACCGGCAGACUUUAGGUGCGAGUUUGUGCAUGGAAACGAUGAGGCAAAGUUCAAUGUAAGUCUGGCCGACCAUGGAUGCAGCAUAAUCCUCGUUCAGUCGUUAGAUUUCGAGAACAAGUCCUCGUACACACUCCAGCUGCGCCUUGUGUCCCACCGGUACUUUGUUAACCCCCUAAAGGAUAAGACCACUGUGAAUAUAAUAGUUCAGGACGAGAACGACAAUGCGCCAGAGUUUGUCUUCAAUCGGCUGCGUGGUCAGCGGGACACCUUCUACACCGUGGUAACAUCAGAUAUGGAUGUGGACACGACCAUUCUGCAGGUGCGUGCCACCGAUCGUGAUUCCGGAAAGUUUGGAAUGGUUCGGUACAAGCUGUACGACGAUGAGGACACCGGAACUAAUUUGCCAACAAGCUUUUUUAUGAUGACAGAAGAUGGCGUUCUGCGAACUGCAAAGCAUUUCAAAAACGAAGAAUCAUUUCCAAUGACAUUUUCGGUUGAGGCACGGGACAGCGAUGCCCAGGAACUGGGAUCACAUCGCACAAGAGCCCGAAUAGUGGUCAAUAAGCUCACAGACAUCAAUCGUAUGGCACUCUCUUUUCCCAAUGCGGCUCCCAGUGAACUUCGCAACUACCACACGGAGGUGGAGGAGCUGCUUGAGGAGAAAACCGGACUUGUCAGCGGCAUUGAGCGCUUCAGCAAUCAAAAGUAUCUGGCCAACAACGGCACUGUGAUUGAGAACCAAGCUGCAACGGAUGUGUGGUUCUAUCUCAUCGAUCCGAAAUCAGAGAAGCUAUUAAAGCGUAAUGAUAGUGUUGUGGAGACCACGUUGCUAGAGCCCGCUGCCCGCUUGGAACUGAACUUUGCUUUGGCACGAGCCAAGGCCGAUGGGAUUUCCGUGCCAAUAGAAAUAAAGGAACACGUUCAUAAGAUCAAGGCUGCCAUAGACAUCGAUGACGAAGUGUUUCCCUUCACGCUAAUUGCCAUAUCACUCAUCAUUCUGAUAUUGGGCACCAUAGGCAUCAUAUACAUAUGCAUUUCUUGGUCAAAGUACAAAAACUUCAAGCAACGCAUGCGGCAGUAUUCCUCCACGAGUCCAACACGCUAUGACCCCGUCAUCGUCAACCAGCAAGCUUCGAAUGCCAGUGAAACUGUGGCCAGCAUGAAAGAGUACGAAACGCAAAUGCUGGCAAUGGCAGUACCCCCCGAUGGUGAUGACGAUCUACAGCUUGACUUCAGUGCCAAGAACCACGCCUUCUCGCUGGACAAUGUCAGCUACAUAACCCACAAGGAAAACAGCAACGGCAACAGCAACAGCCACGUUGUGGGUGGUCAGUCAAGUCCAUCACAUUCCGAUGCAACGACGGCUCCCAUUGCCACGCUUCGCCGCCACAAUAAUCUCAAUAACAUCAACAUGAACAACAAUCUGGCAAUAAACAAUAGGCAAAACACCUUCAAUCGCACACUGGAGAUCAACACCCGCAACAAUGCCAACCCCCUUGGCUCACCGCACAACACGAAUGGUGCUCUUUCCGGCACCUUGACUCUGGGGCGCAUCAAGCAUCAGAAUACCAACCAUUACCAGAACGGAGGAUCCAAUGGGGACACGGUCGGAAGGAAUAAUUUGGCCAUUGCCAAAAAUAAUGCCUACAGCACGAUGGGUAGACGUGGGAAUACGUUUUGCGGUUCAGGAUUGUUGAAUGGAUGCGUGGACAGCUCUGGAAAUGGCGACUUGAUGAACAGCAGCACGCUAGGGCGACACAGCCAACUCAACAAUCGCAUGUACAGCGGAGAGGUGCCCAUCACCAACCCGCUUUUCCAACGGUCAACUGGUGAUGGCCACAACCACUUAAGCUGCACCAAUGAAAACGUAUCGUUUGGAAAGCGAGACUAUGGCCAAAUUGGAUUCUCGUACCUGAAUGAUUUGGAUCGGUCAGAAGUGGAGACCACAACGGAACUGUGAACUGUGCGAAAACAUGCCACAGACACAGACUAGAGUAAAUGUAGUUAGCAGUACUUGGCUGGAUAUUUUGUACUUUUAUUUGUUUAUUGUACCAUAAGCUAGCGCAUUUGCCAUCGAAUUCCGAUUAUAACCUGUAAAUAUUUCACUAGGGAUAUUAUUGAAUGGAGAAACUGAUAACUGAUAUUUUAUAACUGUGCUCUAAGAUCAAAUAAUUACAGUCAUUAAUUUUAAGUAAGCGAAUUGAACAAUGAACUAUCAGUAAAAUAUCUCAAUUGUUAAAUUUAUAUCAAAUAAAAGACAUCAUGUAUGUA